AAGAGCUUUAACGUGUUGAGAUUUUCUUCAACACACUCUUUGUGUUUUUCAUUUGCGUGAACCACUACACGAGGUUGUAGUAACGUGGUAGAUCCAACAGGUGGCACUAGAAACCGUCGAAACAUGGAGCCUGAACAGGAGGUUUAGUAUUCUGAUACAGCUGACGAGGCCAAGGAUGCUGAGGGCUCGUCGCUCUACCAGCCCUAUCAAGGGGGCAUCUACCCAUCGCAGUCCCACCAGACACUCACCUGUUAAAGGUGGCACGUACGAUUCAGAGAUAAUGAGGGUGUUACGAGAAAGAGAUGAACUGCAAAACAUGUUGGAGAAACAAGAGCGGCACCUCUCAGAGAUCCAGGCCAAUGUUAAAGUGCUCACAGCCGAACGGGACAAGACCAGAAUGCACUACCAGCAGGCUCAAGAGGAGAUAGCAGCUCUACGACGGGAGGUCAUGAAGUCAAAGGCCGCACGAGGGCCCAAGAGCAGUGUGACCGCUCAGAGCAUCCUGAAACUGGAGCAGGAGCGAGGGGAACAGAAAAGCAGGCACACUCAGAUGAGGGAGACAAUGAUGAGUCUGGAGGAGGAAAUUCAAAUACUUGGGCGAAAACUCAAUGCCAGUGAGGAAGAACUCACCCGCCUAAGAAAUGAGUGCAGCAGCCGCAGACUCACAAAUAAUCAGUUGGAAAUCUCUCUGAGUGAGAAUCAGCGAAGACUAACCAGCAGGAUUGGAGAGGUACACAACACUCAGGAGAGAAAUAAAAUGCUGGAUGAGAAGAAUGACUCUCUCCUGAGGCAGGUGACUGCUAUGCAAGAGGAGAUGAACACACUGCGGGGAACAGUCUCAGAGCUGGACCAGCACAGAGUUUUGCUGCAGGAACAACUGGAGAAAAAGACAGAUCUGCUCAGCACAGCAGAUGACCAGCUAGAUGAGAAGGAGAAAACCAUCAGGAGCUUGAAACUGAGAACCGAGGAUCUUGGGACAACUCUAAUUGUGUUAUGUUCACCAUCCAGAGCUCUGAGGGAGACCGUAGCUGGCAGAGAAAGAGAGCUGGAUUUUCUGAGGAGGAAGCUGUCAGACUCUGACAACAAGAUGGGCACAGUGAUGAAAGUCAAAGACGCCACAUUGCAAAAGAACGGCCAGCUGAGGGAAGACCUUGACAAAGCACAUCUGGAGAAUCAGACUUUACAGCUCAAGCUGGAUGAAGCUAAUGAGGAAAUAGAAGACUUGCAGAAAAAAGUACAAGUUCACAAUGCUGACAUCUCACGCACUGAAGAUCUGUUGUCUGCUAAGGAGCGUGAGUGCAGAGAACUGCAAGAGUCUCAAAGGAAAGCGUCACUUCAGGUGGAAAGCUGGGAGGAGCAGGCCAGACAUGCUGAAACCACUGUCAUUGAACUCCGUCUUGAGCUUCACAACUCAAACUUAGAGAUCCUUCGACUCAAAGAAAGAGCAGACAGCCUAGAGAGCAGCCUGCAACAGGCACUGAGUGCAGAGCGUAGCUGUACUAGCCAGCUGUCUCAGCUUAACCGAAAGAUGAUUCACAUGGAGGAAGUUCUGCGUCAGGCCCAGACUGAGCGUAUACAGGUGCAGACCGACCUGGAAAAAACACGAGAGCUCUGCGUCAAACUGGACGCCAGCAAAGAAGCUGUGCAGAGUGAGCUGGAAUCAUGCCGCUCUGAGAUUGAGCUGUUACAGAAGCAGCUGGCCAGCGAACGUCUGUCUGUUCAGACUUUGGAGAGCCUGCUGGUGUCUUCACGAGAAAAGGAGUUACAGAGGCAGCUCACCUCUCAGGAAAGACCGACUGAAAUACAAAUUCUCAAGGACAAACUCAGCAUGGCUGACAGCAAAGUGAGUUCUCAGAGUAGGGAAAUGGCUCAACUGAGGACACGAUCAACCCAGCUGGAGGCAGAUAUUGAGAUGACCAAGAGACACCUGGCCACUGAGCACUUUGAACGGGAGCGUGCAGUACAGGAGCUGCGUAGGCAAGGACUCUCAGCUAUUUCUCCUGUCCUCUCCUCCACUAUGCGCUCCUCAUCCACUUCCCGUCGUCGCUCUCUGAGUCCUCACAGAUCAUGGUCUCCAGAACGCUCUCAUCACAGCACACCUGACCCACUGCUUGUGCCACAUUACCCUGACAGGAGUCUGAAUUUCAGGGACCUUUAUGACUGACAAGAUCUCAAUACUCCAAUUUUGCUGGCAUAAUUCAUUCAUUUCAUCUCCUUAUGUCUUGGAUUCUGAAGACAAUCAAUAGACUCUGAUCUCUGAUUUCAAUAAAUCAAAUGUUUACCAUGAUUUUUACAGUUUUGCUGAAAUUGUUUGAC
Messenger RNA from Sinocyclocheilus grahami, 2316 nucleotides. RefSeq names its product testis-specific gene 10 protein-like. The record is from RefSeq and is a predicted model, not a curated record. The coding region runs from base 176 to 2164 and encodes 662 amino acids. NCBI's taxonomy places the organism in Eukaryota, Metazoa, Chordata, Actinopteri, Cypriniformes, Cyprinidae. The transcript is spliced from 18 exons.